AUGUCAAGUUUUCUUUCAGCUCAUGAAUUAGUCGAAGAGAAUACUAUAUCAAAUAUGUCAGAACGUGAAAACCAUCGUAAGAAAAAGAAUAUACCAUAUGAAAUCCAAACAUUAGCGAAUAAAGAACAACUUGAACAUGAACUAUGUGAAUUUUUUGCUGAUAUUAAGCGACAGGAUGGAAAACAUUAUAAAGUCGAAUCAAUUGUAUUAGCUUACACCUCUCUUCGAUGUUUUUUAUUUGAGUUCUUCCGCAAAUUGAAAUUUAUUGAAGUUAUUGCUAUAGUAAUUGUCUGGUACUGUUCAAUAGAAUUUUAA
Messenger RNA from Cetraspora pellucida, 315 nucleotides. NCBI's taxonomy places the organism in Eukaryota, Fungi, Glomeromycota, Glomeromycetes, Diversisporales, Gigasporaceae. The record is from the annotation of a GenBank genome assembly.